This is a messenger RNA of Symbiodinium pilosum, 525 nucleotides long. Lineage: Eukaryota; Dinophyceae; Suessiales; Symbiodiniaceae. The record is from the annotation of a GenBank genome assembly.
GAGAAGCUCUCCAUGCUGGGCCCUUUUCGAGUUGCUGUUGGCGGCAAAACUCCGGGCUACGAUGCGUCCCAGAAGUCCCAGAGCAAGCUGGCGCUCGAGCCGUGCUUCUACCACGAGCGUUCGAAGGAGUUCUAUCAGGAACUGCUGCAUAGCUACAAUGUUGGCACGAUCUUGGAUUCGGCCCCAUCAGCAGGAACACUUGCAUUCCUGGCAGCAUUGAAUCGGAUCCCUUACUUCGGUGUCACGCUGACGGAGGAGCAUCAGACCCGAUUGAAGGAACGAUUGUGUCACAUGCUGCUUGAAGAGUUCAUGAAGGAGAACUCCACCGUGUAUGAUGCCAAGUUUGCGGCCGCCAUCAGCAAUGCCGGUGCAGGUGCCGCUACGGGUGCCGCUGCGGGUGCCGAUGCGGGUGCCGCUGCGGGUGAGAACACGGGGACGGCUGCCGGCUCCGCUCAGCAAGCUUCCGGUCAGCAGCAAGCUGAGCAAGAUGAUGGCUUGGCGGAGAUGGAGGCCGGAGAAUGUUAA